Molecule: messenger RNA, 1317 nt
Organism: Dendronephthya gigantea
Lineage: Eukaryota; Metazoa; Cnidaria; Anthozoa; Malacalcyonacea; Nephtheidae
Product: ALK tyrosine kinase receptor-like
Exons: 6
Coding region: 322-1317 (331 amino acids)
Source: RefSeq, a predicted model, not a curated record
GAACUAUAGGCUCAAUUUUGUCUGUGCGUGCGUGAUGUUCAAGACAAUAACAAAAGAAUAAUUAGACCACCUAUGUUAACAAGGCUUCCGACAAAUACGCUUCAUAUUUGUAUAAAUUCAAAAUGCUGUUGGCUGAUUGGAUGUUUUAAGUAAUGCGAAACUAUAACUUGUCUGCAUUAGUUUAUUAGGCGUAGCCACACGCUAAAGAAUUACAGCUGGUGUAGCUAUAUUCUGUGUUCAAUAAAAGUGAAACUCUAACUUUGAAAUCAGUAUCAUUGCGAUUUCCAGUUUGAACUUUGAAGAUAAUCAACGAUCCUCGCCAUGAAUGUUUACAAAGUUCUUCAAUUGUAUUUGUUACAGUUGUGCACAUAUACGUCCAGUUCUACGAUAUCUACUGCUGUAUUCAAAUUAACGGCUUCAGAUUCUGGACUUGCUGGUCACGUCAUUCGCAAAUGCCUUGCACUGACUGCUCUAGACUGUGCUCAUGAAUGCUUGGCUGAGCGUCCCGCUUGCAAAUCGAUAAAUUUUAUAACAAUAGAACAAGCUGAUUCUGUCAUGAAUUGUGAACUGAAUAACGCCACAAAGUCAGCACAUCCCAUUAAACGUUAUUUGGCGAAAAACGUCAAUUAUUACGAGAUAAUUGAAAAGAGAAGAACUACAGGCGCGAGUGUUUCUUCAGUGCAGAAUGCAAUCGGGACGUUCCAUGCAAAUUUCACAAAUCUCGGUGCUUCUGGCCGCCUUGGUCCUCAAUCUGUUGGUUCUGAAUAUUUGAGUAAAGACAAUGAAAACAUGGUGACUGUUAAGGAAGGUAUACAGUUCUGGACAGUUCCGUGGACUGGUACAUACGAAAUCACUGCAGUUGGUGCAGCAGGGGGGAAGGAUAAGUACGGGUUGCCUGGAGGUCGAGGAGCGAACAUGAAAGGAGAAUUUGAUCUUAAAAAAGGGGAUGUGAUUAAAAUAUUGGUUGGACAAGAGGGUGCUAAAACUGAUCUUAUUGGUGGUGGAGGAGGAGGAACAUUUGUUGCGACAAUAUCUAACACACCAAUGAUCGUUGCUGGUGGUGGAGGUGGUGCUCAAGGUCUUAAUAACCAGUUGUUAAACUGCGACGCAAGCACAGAGACAACAGAAGGUAAUGCGUGUUCCCCCGGAAGUUCCUGUUCCAUUUGGGCUGGUGGUGCUAAUGGAACUGGCGCUUUGUAUGGUGAUGCCAAAUCAGUGUCAAACUAUAUCCGCGUGAGUAAACAGUAUUUUCAUAGCUUACUAACACUCACACUUAACGAGUGGGCGCGUAUUCGAGUGCAACUCAGCAGUCAAUGA